Nannospalax galili (Upper Galilee mountains blind mole rat) is the source of this 788-nucleotide messenger RNA. RefSeq names its product peptidylprolyl isomerase H (gene Ppih). Lineage: Eukaryota; Metazoa; Chordata; Mammalia; Rodentia; Spalacidae. The record is from RefSeq and is a predicted model, not a curated record. Gene Ontology annotation, molecular function: peptidyl-prolyl cis-trans isomerase activity. Bases 68 to 601 code for a protein of 177 amino acids. Gene Ontology annotation, cellular component: intracellular membrane-bounded organelle. The transcript has 10 exons. Gene Ontology annotation, biological process: protein folding; protein peptidyl-prolyl isomerization.
CAUAGACGAAUCCGCUAGGCCAGGCUUAAGUCACCGGAAGUCUGACCUCUACUUCCAGGUCAGAGCCAUGGCGGUGGCAAAUUCAAGUCCUGUCAACCCUGUGGUGUUCUUUGAUGUCAGCAUUGGCGGUCAGGAAGUGGGCCGCAUGAAGAUCGAGCUGUUUGCAGACGUCGUGCCGAAGACAGCCGAGAACUUUAGGCAGUUCUGCACUGGAGAAUUCAGAAAAGAUGGUGUUCCAAUAGGAUACAAAGGGAGCACCUUCCACAGGGUCAUAAAGGAUUUCAUGAUUCAGGGUGGAGAUUUUGUUAACGGAGAUGGUACUGGAGUCGCCAGCAUUUACAGGGGGCCAUUUGCAGAUGAAAACUUUAAACUUAGACACUCAGCUCCAGGCCUGCUUUCCAUGGCAAACAGUGGUCCAAGCACAAAUGGCUGCCAGUUCUUUAUCACAUGUUCCAAAUGUGAUUGGCUGGAUGGGAAGCACGUGGUUUUUGGAAAAAUCAUUGAUGGCCUUCUAGUGAUGAGGAAGAUUGAGAAUGUUCCCACAGGCCCCAAUAAUAAGCCUAAAUUGCCCGUGGUAAUCUCACAGUGUGGAGAGAUGUAAUCCAGACCAGGACUGAAUCAGGUCUUCUCGUUUUGAGUGACACCCGUUCUCGAGGCGUAUAAGUUGGACUGGCUCCUGUGUUUGUAUCCUGUGAUGGCCCUGCUUGAUCAAGAGACCUUGGAAGUGUCACAGACUCAGAACUUGUUUCAACUUUGGACUGUAAAUAAAGGGGUUUUUGUAUGCUCGG